Molecule: messenger RNA, 841 nt
Organism: Triticum dicoccoides
Lineage: Eukaryota; Viridiplantae; Streptophyta; Magnoliopsida; Poales; Poaceae
Product: transmembrane protein 230-like
Exons: 3
Coding region: 144-482 (112 amino acids)
Cellular component (GO): endomembrane system
Source: RefSeq, a predicted model, not a curated record
GAAGAAGGCCCAGCGGCGAGUCGUCUGCUUCUCAUCUCUGAUCGUUCCCCUCACCUCCUCCUCCAGUACGCACCAGCCGGCAAAGGGGCGCCCUCCGGCGGCCGGCGGCCGGCGACCCACUUCAAAGGAGCACCGACAGCAGUAUGGCGGCCAGACGGAACAUUCCUUAUUCUGUUCUUCCUACGGAGGACAGGGAUGAAGACAAUGUUGACCGCCGGUUCACAUACACUCCAAAAUCCUUGAGGAGGAUCCCGUGGAAGUCGAUUGCCCUAGCAUUGUUCCUCCUCUUCCUGGGAAGCUCUCUUCUCUUCCUUUCGUACUUUAUAUCCACAGGUCACAUGGAGGGUGAUAGCUCUCAGGUGUAUGGUCUAUUGUUCCUGGGCAUCCUUGCCUUUCUUCCUGGAUUUUAUGAGACCCGAGUUGCAUACUAUUCAUGGAGAGGAGCACCAGGGUUCACCUUUGCGGCCAUUCCAGACUAUUAGGCUUCGAUUCUAACUCAUCUACUGGGCAGUAAAGAUAUUGAACAGCAAGAGCCAAAAUACGAAACUUUAUCGAGAAUGAAAUGAGCACUUAUUGUUAUGUUUGUACUACAAAUAGCUAACAUGUAGGUGAAGUCGCCUUGUGUUGAUUCUAUGUCACAUGACGGAGUUGUUCCAUCAGGCGAGCUAUGCAUGUGCUGCAGAGCUAAAGCUGCUCUUGUGCUUUGCUUGCUUGUGCAUUGCUAUGUAGAUUGAACUUCUGGAGUUACCUAAGAUAUUAGUUUUAUGGCUUAAGUAUGUUAAUCUACAAAUAUAUUUUUAGGGCUUUGUUCUAUUUUGCGUGUUGAAGAUACUACAUAUUA